Phragmites australis (common reed) is the source of this 682-nucleotide messenger RNA. Its product is annotated as large ribosomal subunit protein eL31-like. NCBI's taxonomy places the organism in Eukaryota, Viridiplantae, Streptophyta, Magnoliopsida, Poales, Poaceae. Gene Ontology annotation, molecular function: structural constituent of ribosome. The record is from RefSeq and is a predicted model, not a curated record. Gene Ontology annotation, biological process: cytoplasmic translation. The transcript has 2 exons. Gene Ontology annotation, cellular component: cytosolic large ribosomal subunit; ribosome. Bases 119 to 493 code for a protein of 124 amino acids.
AAACGCGUGUAUCCGGCCCGAAUACGAGCUCCAAUAUAAUGACGCGAUCCAGGAAGAACUCGUCGGACUAAGCCUAGGGUUUCUCACUUCGCGCGCCGCCGCCUGCUGCCGGAGGGAGAUGACAGAGAAGAAGCAGCGCGCCGGCGGGGCGAGGAAAGACGAGGUGGUCAACCGCGAGUACACCAUCAACCUCCACAAGCGCCUCCACGGAUGCACCUUCAAGAAGAAGGCACCCAAUGCCAUCAAGGAGAUCAGGAAGUUUGCGCAGAAGGCAAUGGGCACCACGGAUGUCAGGAUUGAUGUGAAGCUCAACAAGCACAUCUGGAGCAGCGGCAUCCGGAGUGUGCCUAGGCGCGUCCGUGUUAGGAUCGCGCGCAAGAGGAACGAUGAGGAAGACGCCAAGGAGGAGCUCUACUCUCUGGUCAGUGUUGCUGAGAUCCCCCCUGAAGGCCUGAAGGGUCUGGGUACCAAGCUUGUCGAGGAUGACGAAUAAAUCUGCCUGUGUUUUGAUCUUCCUGCAUCAACGAAAAUUUUGUGUGUUUCUGAGUUUGUUAGCACGGUUGAUAUCAUUGUCAGAAAACUUGGGAAGUCUUUUGAGCAUACUUUUUUCUGUCUUGACUGAUAUUGAACUCUUCAUGGUACCUGAAUUUGUGAUUUAUGGAUCCAGAUCGUUUCUGCAGCA